AUGGAAACGGAGAUGAUGAGUGCGAGCGGGGGAGCACUGCCCCAGUGGGAGGCCAUGCUGCUGUCGCGGCAGGAGGAUGUGCUACGGCUGCUGGAGCAGCUGCUGGAGCGGGUGCGGAGGGCCGAGGAGGUGCUGGCCGGCGUGCCCAAGGACGACGAGCCCGUUGCCCGUGUCAAGCAAGCUGCCAGAGCUCUGCCGAUACCCUCUGCUGCGUUCCGGCGUGUGCCUUCCACAUACUAUGAGUGGCCCCUCACGCGAAGGAGACGAUGCCUUGGCGCUCCGUCUGUGCACCAGGUCAGUAUCACCACGCUCUUACUUUGUAAAACGAUCAUGCUGGAGAACACGCACUGCACGCGCACUGGCUGUAGCGAUCCUCGCAACAGCCGGUACUACGCCGUCAUCAUCCAGUACACCACGAGGCUACAAUCGCAAAAGGUGUUCAAGUUUGUGCGCAAGUUGAACCCUGAGAUCUCCAAAAAGCACUUCAAGUUCAGGCUGGCGCCAGAGGAGAUCAGCGACCAAUUGACCGGGUUCGGUAAAGGCGCGGUCUGCCCGGUGGGCAUGAACACUCCCAUACCAGUCAUCCUCAGCGAUCGGCUCACGCGGCUGAGCCCGCAGUUCAUGUGGCUCGGUGGAGGGCACAUUGACGUCAAGCUGGGCUGCAACGUGACCGAGUUCAUCACAGCCACCAAGUGCUACGUGGCGGACAUCGUGUACGAUGAGGCCAGCGAGGCCGCCAACGAGUUGGAUGACUGA
Molecule: messenger RNA, 756 nt
Organism: Acanthamoeba castellanii str. Neff
Lineage: Eukaryota; Discosea; Longamoebia; Acanthamoebidae
Product: YbaK/proline-tRNA ligase associated domain containing protein
Exons: 6
Coding region: 1-756 (251 amino acids)
Molecular function (GO): aminoacyl-tRNA deacylase activity
Source: RefSeq, a predicted model, not a curated record